AAAAGGAAGAAGAGUACUUGCUGUGGAAUUGACAAGUUCCUUUGAAGAUCUAAGGACUACGGCUUUUGAGGAUUUUGGAAUUGACCAAAACGAAGUUGAGCUUGAGUUAAGCUACUUACCUAUGGAGUUAAUCAAUAUGAUAGACUGUCGUCCAGUUAUCAUUGGGAAUGAUCGGCAAGUCAAGAAUUUUCUUACAUAUGUAAGUGGAAAAGCUUCUUCAAAGUUGUGUGUGUCUAUUUCACCUGUCAAUGCAAACAACGACAACAUUGAGUUUGAUAAGGAGAGAGCGAGGUGAGCCUUCCUCGUUUUCACCUGGAGAUGGCAUUGGUAAUUCUUCUGAAUCGAGCAAGGAUGGUGAAGACGAAUGUAACUCGAACGCCUCGGAAGAAGAUGAAGAUGUUGACUUAAGUGUAAAAGAAGAGGAUAGGGGAAAAAGUGUUCGGUUCUCUUUGAAGGAUGUUGUGAAGAGGGGUGAAACGUUUCAAAACAAAUCUAAGUUGAAAGCAGCAUUGGAAAUGUCAGCAAUGAAGAAUAACUUCGAUUACAAAGUUGUGAAUUCAGAUAGAAAACUUUGAUACAUCCGAUGAGUGGACAACAAGUGCAGGUGGAGUGUUCGUGCUGAGGGGUUAUCAAGAUCCACAUAUUUCAUCUUAAAAAAAUAUGUGGCGGAUCAUACAUGUGCUGCGUCAAGUAUGAAUAAUGGUGGCCGGACAGCUUCACUACAGGAAAUGUGGGUAUUGAUAGCGUCGUAGCAUAGCGUUUUUUGCUUCUCUGCUAUUGUAUAUAAACACGGGCCUUUAUAAUAGCGUUUUUGAAAUGUAUAAGCUAUCUUUGUAGUCGCGGGAAAAUAAAAUAAUUCAGCCGCGUUAAUUUGGUAAGUGGAGGCGCCUUACCAUUGCAAAUCAAAAACUAAAUGCUAUCGUAUAUGAAAAAAUAUAUUAAAAAUAACUUAAGUAUUAAUCAAAACCGAGACUUCAUUCUCUUCACUUCACUCUCUUCACAUUCCUCAAAAUCAAAACCGACUCAUCGAAGUUCUUCAGAGUUCUCUCGAGCCGAAGCUUCAAUUGGUAUGAGUUUCGAUUUGAUUCUGAGUUUAGAAUAGAGACUGGUUCUCUCGAGUCGAAUCUCUUUGAUUUUGGGUUUCUCUUUGAUUCAAAUCUCUUUUCACAUGCAUGUCCGCGUUAACACAUGAUUCGAUUUUGAUUGUGGGUUUCGAUUAGGUUUUGAAUAUGAUUGUGGGUUUCGAUUAGGUUUUGAAUAUGAUUGUGGGUUUCAGUUUGAUUUUGAAUAUGAUUGAAGGUUUCGAUUUGAUUUUGGGUUUAGAUUUUUUGAUCGAAUGGCUUGAUUUGAUUUUGGAUUUGUUUAUCAGUUUCAGAAAUGGCAAAGACAAGAGGACAAGUUGGUUCUCGUCGGAGUAAACGUAAUCAAGGCUUGGAGGUAGUAGAUCAAGAGGACAAGGCACCGCAACUAAAAGUGAAGAAAAGAACAGCAAAGAAAACGGCUUCCCCUAAAAAGAAUUUAGUUUUAACGCCAACGAGAAGAAGUAGUAGAAUCAAGAAAGUGGCUGCUGAAGAUGAUUACAUAGAAGAUGUAACACCAUCUGACGAUGAUGAGGUAGAAGAUGUUACACCUCCUAAGGAUGAUGAAGUACAAGAUGUAACACCUGCUCAGGAUGAUGAAGUAGAAGAUGUAACACCCGAAGAUAAGGAUGAUCAGGCUGAGAAGUCAAUGUCUGAAGAAGAUAAAGACGAUGAAGAGGAUGUCAAUGGGAAAGAGGAUGAAGAAGAUGGCGAUGUCAAUGGGAAAGAGAAUGAAGAAGAUGGAGAUCUCAAUGGGAAAGAGAAUGAAGAAGAACCGGCCAAUAUGGAAGAUGAUGGAGUUCUUAAUGAGAAAGGGAACGAAGAGGAAGCUUGCGAAGAAGAAGCUCGCGAUAUGGAAGAAGAUGGCACUGCGCAAGAUGAUGAGAUUCCUAGUACUGAAGGAGUUGAGCUAGCAGGGGAGGAAGUUUCAAAAAAAAAUAAAAGAGGACCUACAAAGUUGCGUAGAGUGGCUGAAAAUCCCAAUGAUAAGAUUAUGGUCACAUUCAAUGACAUUGGUGAGCAUGUUGGACCUGGUUCAGUAACCCUAUCGUCGUUUCUUGGUCCUCUUGUGAGGGAACAUGUUCCGGUUACACUUGCCGAUUGGAGAAAACUUGAUGCAGCGACUAAAGCAACAAUGUGGGAAGAAAUUCAGGGGAGGUUUAACUUGCAAGAAGAGUGGCAGAAAGCUGUUAUUUUCAAGCAGCUGGGAAAUGUGUGGAGGGCUGGGAAGUCAAGGCUGGUGUCACAAGUACGUGUGGCGAAGACUGCAGCUGAGAGAAUAGCUUUAAAACCGAGCAACAUCCCAUCCCUUCAACUGUGGAACACUUGGGUUAAGAGUAAGACUACCAAAUCUUUCACAGAAACGAGUAACAAGUACAGAGCGAUGAGAAGAAAUCAGAUUCCUCACACCACCAGCCGCAAAGGAAUGCUUCGUUUAGCUGAUGAUAUGGUAAAAGAGUAGUCAAACAUCUACAUAUUGUAGAUCAGCUUGUUAGAUUAAAAUGGUAGUGAGAUAUGUUUGUUUUCAUAUA
Molecule: messenger RNA, 2611 nt
Organism: Brassica napus (rape)
Lineage: Eukaryota; Viridiplantae; Streptophyta; Magnoliopsida; Brassicales; Brassicaceae
Product: high mobility group nucleosome-binding domain-containing protein 5-like
Exons: 3
Coding region: 1378-2541 (387 amino acids)
Source: RefSeq, a predicted model, not a curated record